GCCUGAACAAACUAUAAACAAAAAACAAUAUGGCUGCCGAAACGAAGAAACCCUCUCACCCUCACCCAUCCAAACGCGUUUUUAUCAAUAAUGUAGACAAAUAUACCUCAAAAUAUAUCGCAGAGUUUUUAUCCUCGUGUGUUCCUGGAGUGGCCCAUGUUCCCGACCGGUCAGAGGAUGAGGAAGAAAAGCAAUCAUCCCAAGGACGCACUUUUCAGAUCGUUGGAACCGUUUCGGGGAAAACCGAAGAGAAGUCCCGGUUUGCAGUAGAAGAAUAUACAAACUUAACACGUGAAGAGCUUUUCCGUCACCUGAUGGAGUCGGACGUCGUCGUUUAUAACGUUUACAACGAGCGUACCGAUCAGAUCGAAGAAGCCUCUUGGGCGGUCUCAGCUCUUCACAAGGACAUCGAUGCAUUUCCUGGACCAAAGACGUUCAUCUUGAUCUCCUCGGUCAUGACGUGGGCGCUGACUAAGACACUGGAUGCAGAUGAUCCAGAGGUUCCUUUUACGGAAGAGGACUACAGGAGACGCAAACCGCACGGCAACUUUAAAGAUCACAUCGCUGUGGAGAAGCUUGUGGUUAAACUGGGAAAAUCUAACCAGUCGCAGUUCUCGACUUACGUGGUUGCAUCUGGACUGCAGUACGGAAUGGGCGAGCAAGCCUUUCAUUUCUUUUUCAAGACAGCGUGGCUGGGAGAGGAACGGGAAGUGCCGGUCUUCGGAGACGGGUCCAACAUCGUUCCUGCUAUUCACAUCAGUGAUCUGGCACGGAUUGUGCAGAACGUAAUCGACCGUAAGCCGAAGCCGCGGUACUUUCUCGCAGUGGACGAAUCACAGAACACCAUUGCUGACAUCAUCAGAGCAAUAGCAGUAGCGCUCGGGCCAGGAAAAACCCGAAACGUUCCGAAAGAGGACGUAUUUCUCACAGAGGAAUUGACGCAAGCAGAAAUUGACCAUUUGUUCAUCAAUCUUCGAAUGGAAGCCAUUUUCCUCGCAGACAAUUUCACUAUCAACUGGGUUUCAAAGAAAGGCAUUGUCGAGAACAUCGACCACGUCGUGAAGGAAUACAAGCUCACCCGAGGCCUGCUGCCUGUUCGCAUCUGUCUCUUGGGACCUCCUGCGGUCGGGAAAAGCACCGUCGCUGAAAAGAUAUGCAAGCACUAUAAACUGCAGCAUGUAAAACUCAAAGAGACCAUCGCGGAGACUCUCGCUAACCUGGAGUCGCGUGUCCGCAUGGAAGACGGUAACGAGGACGACGAAUCGCAGGAGCUUUUGGAGACACUGAAGAGGAGCAUGGAAGAAAACGAAAAUGGUCGGUUGGAUGAGCAGUACGUUCUCAAAAUCGUGAAGGACAAGCUGAAGACGAAAGCGUGCAGAAAUCAAGGCUUUGUCCUGGACGGCUUUCCGAAGACGUACAAUCGAGCUAAGGAGCUGUUUUCUGCCGAGGAUGAUGAAGCUACAGACGAGCGCUCGACCAGUGUCAAAAUCAUCCCAGAGUUUGUGUUCUUUCUGGAUGCCACCGACAAGUUCCUGAAGGAACGUGUGCUGAACCUGCCUGAGAGCGUUGUGCAGAGAACGUCACACUCCUUCGAUAAGUUUCUUCCACGACUGGCUGCGUUCAGAAAAAACAGUUCAGAGGAUGAAACCGUGAUAAACUACUUUGAUGAGCUGGAGAUUCACCCCGAGCGUAUAGAGAUCAACGCCGAUGACCCAGAGAACAUUCCGGUGAUGGAGAAGGUGAUGGAGAGCGUGGGGAAGGUCAGGAACUACGGUCCCGAUGCAAAGCAUUUGGAGGAGGAACGGAGGCAGGCGGAGAUCAGGCUGAGGGAGGAAGAGGAGGCACGCCAGGCCGAAGCCAAGCACAGGGAUGAAGAAGAUGAGGAACGGAGAGCGGAGUGCUGGGAGGAAUGGAAUCGGUGCCUACAAGAAGUGAAGCAACAGGAAGAGGAGCUGUUAAUGAAUGAAGAAGAAUCUGCCAGGCAGUAUCUGAUGUCCACCGUGAUACCCGUUCUGUCUCAAGGCCUGUCUGAGUUAUACAGAAUCCAACCAAACGACCCAAUCGACUUCCUGGCUGAAUAUCUCCUCAACAACAACCCAGAAAUGGAAUAAAGCACAGAAGGACCGUCGUGGUAUAAAGAGAAAUAAAACUACAGGACGUGAUGUUUUCGGGGAAAAAAAGCGGCCCGGCCGUCGAUGUGCAAUUACACGGGAAAAUAAAAUGUCCUUACAGUCAGCGAACGCUGAUUGCAAACUUUCUGACUUUGCUGUUUGUGUACCUGUCCAUUUAAAAGCUUCCGCAACCAACGAUAAAAGCCAGCUGCUAAUUAAAAGUUCAUUAACGAUAAUGUAUUCGGGAGCGCCCGAUAACUAGGAAAGUAGACGCGGCAUGGCGUAAUUGCCUCGGUUUGCUGUACAGUUCCAAAGGAUCGAUGGAACAAAUGGCGGAUAAUUAAACAUUUUCAUACGCGAGUCGGCGAGCGGAAAAUUAAUUACGCGGGUAAACAAAAAUGAUCCCAUUUCCGCAAACGUUCGUUCGUUCGUUCGUUCGGUCCAUUGUUUCGGGAAGUCGUUAGUCCGUGGCGCUGAACGUUCUAAUAAACGUGAGUCGUCGUUAAGAGUCGGUACUUUAAUGGACUCGGGUGUUGUCAUCGUCUCGUGUGGAACCGAAAAAGGUCUUUGUACUCCCCGUGUGUUUGGUGUGUGAAGACGAUCACACCGUCUAAGCCAAAUGAAGAAACUUCAAUCACUUCAGUCGGCGUAUUCGCGUCGUCUGUAAAAGUGUAACACGAAUAAGCGGCGGAUCGUGUCACACAAUUCCUCCUGUUUGUGCGAGGCCCGGCUUUCCACGUGCGUUUGUUUACGUCCUAACAGCGUGCCGUUAUUUUAGUUCUUAUCGUCGCUUUGUUUGUCUAAUGUGUACACCUGUUCUGUGUUAUUCCCUAAAUGAGCUGUAUUUAUUACACCCUGCCGUCUCCGUUCCUCCUGGCGAGGUCUUUCCUCGGACGUCGUGCCGUUCUGAGCAUUGCUUCUCAGUGCAUAUCGCUCGUACUUGUAUUCUCAGUAUGGCUUUCUGACGUACGGAUUCCCGUAUUUCCCAAAAUACGGAAUUCCCACGCGGAAUUUACGAUAUUGUACGUAUUCUAAAAUGGUGUAUUUUUUAA
Ictalurus furcatus (blue catfish) is the source of this 3163-nucleotide messenger RNA. Its product is annotated as adenylate kinase 7. Gene Ontology annotation, molecular function: AMP kinase activity; ATP binding. Gene Ontology annotation, biological process: nucleobase-containing compound metabolic process. The coding region runs from base 30 to 2111 and encodes 693 amino acids. The transcript has 18 exons. The record is from RefSeq and is a predicted model, not a curated record. Gene Ontology annotation, cellular component: cytoplasm. NCBI's taxonomy places the organism in Eukaryota, Metazoa, Chordata, Actinopteri, Siluriformes, Ictaluridae.